UAGAGCAAAGGUUGUCUCUCGCAGUUUAUAGAAGAGAGAUGCUCAAACGAGACGCCUAAAGUUGGGCUUUUGGAGAUUCCUGGAGGUGGUGAAGAUGGCUUUCUUGAAUAUUAACAUCCCGCUAAAACCUGAGAAAUUUUCCUCUUGCCCCUUAGCUUCCUGGGGGAAUGGGGGGCUUUGCUGAAUGAGAGCUACUUACUCGGUGUCCUUCAGCCAGCUGUUUGCCUUUCAUAAAAUGCGUCUGAGAACAGGUCACCAGAACAAAUACAGUGGUGUUUUAAAAGAAGAUUGUGAAAAAGAGGGAAAAGCAUCGCCCAUUCGGAGUGUUCGUUGCAAUCCUGAAAUUCUUCUUACGUGGAAGGAAGGGGGGACUUAAAGGUAGACAGUUCCUCAGGGGCAAAAAAGUAAUGUCACAGAACCUACAAUCAAGAGAAAAAUCUGCAGAGGGACAGGUUGAAAUUUAACCUUUUUUUUUUUUUUGGCAAUCCAUUUGUCCUAACAGGACAUUGACACUAUAUCUGUCGGUUUGAAUGGUAAAGGUGCUUUUUUCCUUUGCUACAAAUCUCUUUAUCAAAACAAAAACAAAAAAACAUGAAUAUAUUUCUUGCCAAUCUAAAAAUAAGAAACUUGACCCAUUUGAGCAAAAAGUCGAAAAUUGCCUGGGGACAAUACCUGACACCCCGAAGAUCCUGCAAUUUGAUCCGCUGCACUCAUAAAAACAGGUACGCUUCCUUACACCCUCUCUGGCAGAGCCCAAUCACCAUCCCGGGAGGCAGCCGCCAGUCUCCGAUCAAUAUCCAGUGGCGAGACAGCGUUUACGACCCUCACCUGGAACCCCUGGAAAUCCGCUAUGACCCGGACACUUGCCUCCACAUGUGGAACAACGGAUAUUCCUUCCUGGUUGAGUUUGAGGACACCGCGGAUAAAUCAAUCAUAACGGGAGGCCCCCUGGAGAACUACUACCGGCUGAAGCAGUUCCAUUUCCACUGGGGAGCCGUCAACGAAUGGGGCUCCGAGCACACCGUGAACUGCAAAGUGUUCCCAGCUGAGCUGCAUUUGGUUCACUGGAAUUGCUGCAAAUUUGGAAGCUUCGAAGAAGCCCUAAUGGACGAAAACGGUUUGGCUGUCAUCGGGGUGUUUUUGAAGCUGGGAGCCUACCAUAAUGGCCUGCAGAAAUUAGUAGAUGCCUUGCCGUCCAUUAAAUACAAGGAUUCUCUGGUUGAACUGGAAGAGUUUGAUCCUUCCUGCUUGUUGCCUUCAUGCCCGGAUUAUUGGACGUACUCGGGAUCUCUGACCACCCCUCCACUUUCAGAGUCGGUCACCUGGAUCAUCAAGAAGAAACCCAUCGAGGUGGACGAAGAUCAGCUGGAGGUCUUCCGGAUGCUGCUCUUUAGUCCGGCUGGAGAAGAUGAGCAAAGGAUGGUGGAUAAUUUCCGUCCCCUGCAACCCAUCAUGGAUCGAACUGUCCGCUCCUCCUUUCCAAAGCGCUUCUGGCAGGACCUGGAAAAGCCGCUGGAGGACCAGAUGUUCCACGCCCGUGAGCAAGGACCCUUUCAGGACACUCUGCACCUUUAAGAGGCUAAACCAGUGUUUCUCAACCUUGGCGACUUUAAGUCCUGUGGACUCCACAGGACUUUAAGUCGCCAAGGUUGAGAAACACUGGGCUAAACAUUAUUAUCUGCGCCUGAAAAGUAGUUUAGCCUCAAGCUAAGAUCGGUGGCUACAAAGAGGCUGUGAGAUUUAUGGUCCUUCCCUCUUCCGAAAGAACGGCUCUGGCAGCGUGAGAACCACUUGGAUUCUUCCCCCAACAACAGAUCAAAAGCACCAGUUAGGACUCCAAGCCCCACCUCUGCUGUCCAGGUGUUUUCUCCAUCAGCAGAUGCUGCAUUGCAAGAGCUGGACAGUUGGGUAAGGCCUCUCGGAGGACCUCUGAGGGACCAGGACUGUUCACGGAGAGAGGAAAUUUAUACAAUUUGACAAGAGCAGGAGUUUCCGCUUUGACUCAGAUGCCAGGAUUAGAACAAUCUGAAUUGCCGAUUGUUCUGGGGAAUUAUAGUAUUAACGCACCUGAGGGCCGUUCUGUGGCAGAAACCUUGGCCAGAUGACCCUCUUCUACCUCCAACGGGUGGCCCAACUUUAUAGCAGUUCCUCUCCUCCCCCCUCUGUACAUACAAGAGGCUGGGAGUUAUUUGGGAUCUAGGAAACGAGAGGAAAACCUUUUCUGUUUAAAUCAGCAGGUUUGAAUGGAUGUCGGGCUAGGAAACAACCAGGCGCACUUAGAAGGAAAUACCCAACAUAGGCACGAUUUACAUUACACGGAAACACGAUAGGAUCCAUCCCCUAUCCUAAAUAUGUGCCCUUGCUGAUGCAUAAAACCUGCCAGG
This is a messenger RNA of Thamnophis elegans (Western terrestrial garter snake), 2384 nucleotides long. RefSeq names its product carbonic anhydrase 5A (gene CA5A). Gene Ontology annotation, cellular component: mitochondrion; cytoplasm. NCBI's taxonomy places the organism in Eukaryota, Metazoa, Chordata, Lepidosauria, Squamata, Natricidae. The record is from RefSeq and is a predicted model, not a curated record. Gene Ontology annotation, molecular function: carbonate dehydratase activity; zinc ion binding. The transcript is spliced from 8 exons. Bases 592 to 1575 code for a protein of 327 amino acids.